Molecule: messenger RNA, 3541 nt
Organism: Limulus polyphemus (Atlantic horseshoe crab)
Lineage: Eukaryota; Metazoa; Arthropoda; Merostomata; Xiphosura; Limulidae
Product: ras and EF-hand domain-containing protein-like
Exons: 22
Coding region: 244-2724 (826 amino acids)
Molecular function (GO): GTP binding; calcium ion binding; GTPase activity
Source: RefSeq, a predicted model, not a curated record
ACGUACCUUCCUAUACACAGUUACUUGUAAAGGUUCUCAUCUAAAGGGGAAUAUACUAACGGUUUUCAUACAGUGUUAGAGAAACAGCUAAAGUUAUAAAGAUGUUUGUCAACUCAUCUUGAUAUGCCAGCAGAUUCAAAAAGCUAAAAAACUAAAUUGCUUCUAAAAGAUAUUACGUCAUUUAUUUCAAAGUUUCACAUCAUAACAACACGUAAAGUUUAACAUAUCUUGAGUGACCAAAAUAUGGCUGAAGAGCCAAAAAAUGAGCUUCGCGAAGUCCUCGUGCAGAAAGCCUUUGAACUGUUUAACGUAUGUGACAAAGAAGAGAAAGGAUUCAUAACAAAGCGAGACAUGCAACGACUGAGGGGAGACCUCCCCCUGACACCAGACCAACUGGAGGAAGUAUUCGAUACCUUGGAUGAAGACCAUAACGGCUAUUUGACCCUAGAGGAGUUCACUGACGGUUUUGGAAUGUUUCUUGGUUUUGACACCCAGCCUCAAAGUAAAAAAGAUAAGAAUAUGGAGGAGGAUUAUGAGUCCUUUAAGACUAGCAAUACAACAAUAGAAGAAGAAGAUGAAAACGAAGAAGAACAGUUUCAGGGACUUAUUGAUCAACUUGGUGCCCAAAACCUGUUUAGCGAUGAGGAUUAUAUUCGCCAGCUAUGGAACCAUCUUCGUAAGGAUGACUCAUCAAUGCUUUCAAACUUCGAGGAAUUUCUGUCAAAAGUCUCCAAAGAACUAAAAAAUGUCCAAAAUCAGUAUACGUCACUAGAAACAACCUUAAAAAACCGUACAAACCUGCACGAUGAACAUGUCAAGAACUUGUACGAAGAAAUGGAACAGCAAAUGAAAGCAGAAAAAGAUCAGCUUUUAUUAGAGGAGAAAAACCGGGAGAAACCCUCUUUGUGUUUACUGAGAAGCUCUUGGAGCUGCUUGUUCUUCGAGUUCAACUCAUUCUCUAACUCUUCCCUGAUCCAUCGGUGGCAUAAUUCACACGCUUUAUUCAUGGAACAACAGUUACUGGAGUUAAACACCACUGACGUUGUGGCAAAACAAGAAAACGUCAAACUCCAAAAGGAAAGAGAUGUGUUGGAAAAACGGCUAGAAGAGUCAGAACAAAUGGUCAUCGAAAUGCAAAAUCAACUCGAUUAUCUUCGGCAGCAGAACUUAGAAGAGAAGAGAAAACGGGCAAAAAAUGUUAACAAACAUCUUCUGGACAAGAAAGACGAAGUGGUAUUAAAAACAGGCCAAAGUUAUGAUGAACCAGACGGUGAAAAAUUGUCUGAAAUAAUUGAACAUGAGAAGUAUUUAACGACUGAGAAACUUCAAGAAACGAUAGCGCCACCUACUUUGGGUAGUCGAAAAUUUCUCAAAAAACAAGGCAGCGUAAUGUCUGAUUAUAUAAACGACAACGACUCAUCAAACCUGUCGUCCCCUCGUAGUCCGCUAGGUGAAGUCCGCGCGAAUUCGCCCAGUGAAAUUGAGGAUGACUUUGAAGUAGACGAUUUUUAUUUUGAAAACAACCCUGAAGUUUCUAAAGAAAACCUCAUCCAAAAUAAUUUAAACUUGCGAGUACCUGCUAAAAAUAUCAAUACUACUGCGAUCAGGCCAUCGCGAGGUAGCACUUCGGAAAAUGAGGACGAGAGUAUGAGCAGUGAACAUGAAAUUACGUCACUUCCUAUGAAGCCUGAAAGGCGGCUUUACAAAAGACGACAACCGAAAGAUAACAGUUAUUGUGAAAAAUCACUGAAAUCAACUCAAGAGUCAAUUCGAGAGAAAACGUUUAUACAUAACAAUCUAGACCAAGAACGAAAGCAAGCAUUAUGGAAGGUGAAAUACGUGGUUUAUCCCGCUGCCAUUUCAGAGACUCAAGCUACUGAGGGAAGAGACAACUGGAAAGUGAAGCGGACCUUCAGUCCAGUUUUGGAUGGACAAGGUAUAUGUUACUCUUCUCCUGACCACGAGGAAACGUGGAAAACCAAACGUAACCUCAAUCAUGCUCUAACUAGCAGUGAUCUACCAGAAACAGAAGAAAAGGGUCAUUGGAAGGUGAAGCUUUUUCUUUUUCCCGCUACCAUGGUUACUUUAAAACUACCCGAGGAGGAACAAAGCGAAGACGAGGAGACGCUUCCUGAAGAAGCCAGUCCGGAAAGGAUUUUUAAAAUCGUUUUUAUCGGAGAUUCGGGUGUAGGUAAAAGCAGCUUUAUUCACCGGUUCUGCCACAAUACUUUCAAAGCUACCUUCAGUGCUACCAUAGGGGUAGAUUUUCAAGUGAAGUCAAUUAAUGUAGAUGGCCGUGUGGUGGCGCUUCAGCUGUGGGAUACGGCUGGACAAGAAAGAUUCAGAAGCAUUACCAAGCAAUAUUUCAGGAAAGCUGACGGGGUUAUUAUUAUGUACGAUGUAACAUCUGAAAUGUCUUUUAAAAGCGUUCGAAGUUGGAUAUCUAGCGUUCAGGAAGGUGCUGACGACAAAAUCGUUCUAGUGCUUAUAGGAAACAAAACGGAUUUAUGCGAAAAGGAGGAUGAUCGGGUAAUUCAAAUAAAAGAUGGAAGUCGGCUAGCUGAGGAAUUCGAUGCCUUAUUUUACGAAACAAGUGCCAAAUCUGGAAUAGGAGUGGAAAAUGCAAUUCGAGGAAUGAGCAGUCUUCUACGGGCACGAGAAGAUGAAGAGCUAGAACGCGUCUUGCGGCUUCAAGAAGAUGCAAAGAAGAAAAAGUGUUGCUAAUAUCGAACCGUUUUUUUUUUCCUGACUAUUAACACAUUUGUCGAAAAUUAUGAAUUUAGCGUUAGAAAAGUUGGCAUCUCGCUGAAUUAAAUAUACAAUUCUUUAAAUUGCUUUUAAAAUAAAUAAGUUGUAUGUCCCGUUUUUAGUUCCCAGUUGAAAGCUUAGACAGUGUUUUGGAAGCAUUUAUCUGUUACUAAUUUCAUCACCCUAUCAAUUGAUAAAACAGUUUCAAUUCAUCAUUUAAAAUCAAUCAUUAUCGUACUAUAAAACAAAUGUUUCCAAACUAUUUCUUGCAACAUCUUCCCUCUAAGAAAUAUAUGAAGGAGAUUAUUACUUUCUCAAUAAUAGUUUGAUAAAAAACUUAAUUAAUCUAUGGUUGUUGGAAACAAGCAAUAAUGCAAUAUAUCUUUUUAAAUGUAGAGUAUUUUAUAACAGUUAAGUAAUUUUGACUUUUUAAUUUUAUGUUUAGCUGUAAUUUUGUUAAUAUUAUCAUUAAAACUGUUUCAACAUCACGCUUUAAAACUAACUGUUGGAAUUAAGCAAUAACGUAACAUGUUAAUUAUAGUAUUUUGGCACUUGUGUAUAAAGUUAAAAUCAUGUUUAGCUGUAAUUUUGUUAAUAUUAUCCAUUAAAACUGUUUCAACAUCACGCUUUAAAACUAACUGUUGGAAUUAAGCAAUAACGUAACACGUUAAUUAUAGUAUUUUGGCACUUGUGUAUAAAGUUAAAAUCAUAAAUAAUAUUCAACGUUAAACUGGUACACAAUUAAAAACAUCUUAUUUAGGCCUAUCUAUGGCCUUCAAAAAGUUGACGACUC